Molecule: messenger RNA, 4082 nt
Organism: Paramormyrops kingsleyae
Lineage: Eukaryota; Metazoa; Chordata; Actinopteri; Osteoglossiformes; Mormyridae
Source: RefSeq, a predicted model, not a curated record
CCCCCCCGGAACAGUUCGUGAUCACAGUUUGAGUGUGCUAUCCAGCCUGCCUGCUUGCGACGCUCUUUAAACACAUGAUCCGGCCCGGGGACAUUGCUUUAAAAGAGCAUUUAAUAAAAGGUCUGUCUUUGUUUUAUAAACCAUUGCUGUGCACAAUAUCGGAACUUCAAGAAUUGCGUACACUCUGAACACCGUUGGAAUUGCCAGAAUAUGCUGAUGAAGGAAUACAGAAUAUGUAUGCCACUAACGGUGGAAGAGUACAGGAUCGGCCAGCUGUACAUGAUCAGCAAGCACAGCAACGAGCAGAGCGAGCGAGGGGAGGGCGUGGAGGUGGUGCAGAAUGAGCCCUAUGUGGACCCCAUCCAUGGGCACGGCCAGUUCACCGAGAAGAGGCUGUACCUCAACAGCAAGUUGCCUAGCUGGGCAAGAGCUGUGGUCCCCAAGAUCUUCUAUGUGACAGAGAAGGCCUGGAACUACUACCCCUACACCAUCACAGAAUACACGGUGAGUCUCCAUCCGACGCCCCGUCAGUCUCCUAGCAGGAUGACAGAUGUUCAUCAGAGUUGUUACUCCAUUAUGCUUCCGUGUAUUCACUACGCACUCAGCCCGGUGCGCGCCCUCUUACGGCGUGUCUGUUACAGUAACGGGUUCAGCGCAAAUUACUUUCAAAAGAAAAAAAAAUACUGUAGAAAUAGUGCAUUAUUUAAAGUAAUUCAGCUGCAUUGCUUGGACUCCUGCGGGGGUGUUCACUGCCAAAGCCCUGCUCCCCCCCAGGACCUGCACUGCUUCCACUCAGAGAAGACGUCGCGGGGUCCCCUGACGGAGGGCUGGCGGGACACACACUGCCCCAUCAUGUGCUCCUACAAGCUGGUGGGCGUCAGGUUCGAGGUGUGGGGGCUCCAGAACCGCGUGGAGCAGUUUGUGCACAAGGUCGUCCGCGAUGUCCUCUUGCUGGGACACAGGCAGGCCUUCGCCUGGGUGGACGAGUGGAUCGACAUGACGAUGGAGGAGGUGAGGGAGUACGAACGCGCCACCCAGGAGGCCACCAACCAGAAGCUGGGCUCCUUCCCGCCGGCGAUCUCCAUCAGCGAGAUGGAGCUGGCAUCUCCCAGCCGGGGGGGGCCUUCCAGUGCCCCUUCCACGCCGCUGUCCACUGAGGCGCCCGAGCUGCUGUCCGUGCCCCGCGACCGCCCACGCAAGAAAUCGGCGCCGGAGACACUCACGCUGACGCUGCCCGAGCGCCGAGGCUCAGGCUACCGGCUGCCCAGCUUCUUCCCCUGGCAUGCCCCUCCCCCUGCACAGCCUGAGUGACGAAAUCAGUGAACACCCCCCCCACCACCAAGGCCCAAUCUCAGACCCUCCAACACUAAAGACCUUUAAAUGUAACCACCUAACCAAUCAGCUGUUAGUGCAGGUUAAAUACCCUGCUAACAAGUGAAAAAUCAGGAUCCCUCCGGGGCGUAGAACCUAAAACGGUCAGGUCACAUGUUCCCUUAUUCCGAGGCUCCUUAAUCACCAUGCCACCUGCUGGCCGAGUUUGCAUUGCGCUCCUAGUCAAAAAAUUUCACAUAAUAAUUAGAGUAUAAUAAAUCUUGCUAUACCAAAAAAGUAAAUGUUUAUAGAAAGCCAUGCGGUAUCGCUGGGGGGCCAAAACCUUCACAUUUAAUACAGCAUGGCUACUGACCUGGGCCCCCCCUUAGGAGAUCCACGGGCUCACUUAGUGCGAUGUGUUUAAAAAGGACAGCAGCAGUAUCUUUCCUCAUACGUGUCACUGAUAGUUAUGUGUUAGUCCAGUCAUCUCGCUUAUUUGCACAUCAUGAGCAGAAUGAAUGAGAAGAAGGUCAAUCAGAUGCCUCUUGGUGCGUAUGGUGUGACAGGAUUGAAGGUGCUUAUCUGUGUGUUUCAUUUGCCUGAAGAAAAUCCACAUAAUGUCAGUUUGUCUGCUGUUCAGACUUUAUUAACUUUAUAGAGUGAGAGACGUUUCAUUCAUAAUGUAUAUAUGUAAAAAAUGACACCUGAAACCAUAAGUGGAAAAAGCCAUUUAUUUGGCUGUGAUGAGGAGAGUCUGUCUGUGCUGAGCAGCCUAAUAUUCCCAUCAGUGCCUCUGCAUGGUAUUUGUUUGGCUUGAUGUUUGUCGUACAGAUCAGGGGCCUGUAUCACAAAGUCGGAUUUCUUGCUUAGCCGGAUAGCUUGUCGGAUUUAAGGUAGUCUGGGCUAAACGUGAGUGAACAAAAAUAAAGGUCAUUUAAACUGAGGCACCUUAAAUCCAACAAGUUAUUUAGCUAAGCAAGAAAUCCGGCUUUGUGAUACAGGGCCCAGGAGAGCAAGUGUUAAUAUGCCAUCCGUUCAGUGGUUUUAACUGCUAUCUAAUAGGGUCUGUCUAUGUGUGGAACUAAGCUGGGCAUUUGUAAAGAGGUUUGAUGAUCGUCAACCUUACCAGCAGGUCAACCAUACCAGCAGGUGUAACCUUCACCUUCACUGAAAAUGAGUCUGUACCAAAUUUGUAUUGUGUUAUAAUCACCAUCAUUAACUUCAAGGACUAAAAUCGAUCAUUAAGUAUCUAGAUAUUUCACUGGAAACUAACCCAGCCAAUAAAAUGCGUGCAGGGCAGUACUUACUGUGAAUGCUUCUGGCACAUGUGAAGGAGUCAGCUGGAGUGAACGGACAUCAGCUUUCAGUGUUUUUACUGAUCGGUUAAAUACUUAAGCCUGACGUUCACCUUUUGUGCUUUUAAGUAAAUUCUUAUUUUUCCUCACACCUAUUCAGCCAUAAGUUCUAAAUUUCCAUAAAGAUCCACAAUCUGAGGAAGAGAUUUCAGUAGCGAUAACAUUUCUUAUAAGACUGUGGGCAUGAAUUUAAAAUCAGGGAUUUCUUGUUCAAACUGGAUUAACGAAAACAAACCUCUAUCUCGGAUCAUUCUUGUUCAGCUUGUUUCAGUCAAAAUAUUUAACUGUAUGGUACCAUCAGGGGCCUUUAUCCCAAACCAGGAUUUCUUGCCUAGCCAGAUAGCUUGUCGGAUUUAAGGUAGCCUGGGCGAAAUGUAAGUGAACAAAGAUAAAGGCCAUUUAAAAUGGGGCACCUUAAAUCCAACAAGUUAUCUGGCUAAGCAAGAAACCCCGUGCUGUGAUACAGGCCGCAGCUGUCAUUAGUGUGAUUAUGACUUGGUUGGGAAAAAAAAAAUAAUAAUAAAAAUAUAUAUAUAACAAAACACUAAAGAAUAGUUGCAAAAGGAGGCUGCAAAUUCUGACAAUUACUUUGAGUUUGUGUAUUAGGUGGUAUAGUUUUGUUUUUUGUGAUGUAAUGUGUUUCUGAUUUAGAAUAUGUUCUUAAUUUUAGUUACUGUUGUGCUUUGAAAUUGAUAAAAAUGUUUUAAACUCUUUACAGUACUAUUUUAAAUGUGUUUUUUAUAGGCAAGGACUGUGACGAGGCUCCGGUUUAAAUUUCCCCUUAAGGACUGUUUUUUUUUUUCCCGAAGCUAUGCUAAACCAUGCAAAGAGCUUGGUCUUUAACGUGUUUCAUGUGUCUGUUCAAAGGACAACAGAUGCUCAUUCUUAUAGCACGGUGUCCACCUGCUAGUAAUUCUAAAACAAGAUAUUAAUUUUCCAUCACAGUGAACCUUAAAGUAGAACAGAGUGUUAUAUCAUGUUGCCAGUUGCAUGUAUUCUGCCCGGGAAAAUCGCUGGUUAUUUACUUCUAGAAAUGUAAUUCACGUUGUGGAUUGAUUCUUGAAACUAUUGAAGUUCGACUUUAAUAUUAAUUAUUCUGAAUCUCCCUCUAGACGACUGACUUAAAAAGAAACGCGACUUACCCACUAUGUUCAGUUAUGAGAUAAUUUUAUCCCCAACCAACGUACGUGCAGAGCUUAUAAUUAGACCUAAAAGUGCAGUCAGAUGUCAUCAAACCAUAAACCUUGACAAGCCCCAAUGCCACUCAGCACAAUAGGAGCCUUAUUUUCUAUUCUUAAUGUUGACAUUUUCUUUUUGUUUGGUGUUUUACAAUUAGAAUCACUGUGAUUUUAUUUACUUCAAUGUUGUGUGAUUUUUUUAAUUGAAUCAAUAAAGAGAAUAAAACCAAAAUCUUGA